AUGUUCUUCAAGUCUGCCGAUCUCUCUCAAAGACAAUCCCUCAUCAUGAAUCCCCCAAAUCCCGACUACAGCUCGAUGGCCUUCCAAGGCUGGCGCGAAAAUGGUGUUUUGCACCUUCCAGACCCUUCUCCCUCAAAGGUGUCUCCAGAACCCGAAAUAAAAUACCGUCUCCGAAGACCACGAUCGCGACCAUCAAGCUCGCAAUCAGAUCAGACGAAGCAAUCUAAUAAGCAACUCUCGCGUCGCAGGUUGGAAACUCAAUCUGCUCCUCGACUCGUACUUCCUAGAGACUACAGCAUGGCUUUGAUGGCGAAUAGACUUCCCUCUCUAUUGGAGGAGUGGAAGCGUAGAUCUCGCAGCAAUCAAGAACAAUCUCAACUCCUCAUUGAGUACACUGUGAACGACGCGCUGUCAACAGCUAUCAAUACCACACUUUCAAAAGAGCUGGAGAAAUUAUCAGUCCACUUUGUCGAGUUUACGCUUUUCAUGAACCUUCCACCAGAAUUGAGAUUGAAGAUUUGGUUCUAUGCUUUGCCAAGAGAGCGCUUGGUGGAGGUCAUACUCGACAAAUUAGAGCCCUUAGAACUCUUUUCAAGCUCAGCAGUCCGCUCUCCUACACCCGUGCCGGCCAUUCUUCAAGUCUGCUCCGAGUCUCGAGUAGAAGCUUUGAAGCAUUAUAGCCUCAUGUUUAGCUCUCGGUGGGGGGUGCGGCCGGCCCGAGUGUACUUUGAUCCCUCGAUAGACGUUCUUUUCAUGAAUUGCCACCGCUUUCCAAAACUUGGAUUUCUUGAUCUACUUACUUUGUUUGACAGAACCCACAGAAGCAUCACUGACAUGGAGAAGGUGGCUGCGCUGUGUUUCUGCAAUGGUAUAGCCAAGCGCCUUGGUUACCUCAAUAGGCAUGGGUCACUAAGAACACACUUCCAAAUAGGACUUCCUCUAUUAGAGAGGUUGAUCAUCACUGAGCAUGGCACCCAGUGUCUGAAGCAAGCCAGACUGUUACCACCGAGCCUUGAGGCAUCUCCAACGUUUCUUGAGCCUCGCGAAUUGGACGCAUUUGAAUCAAUAUUUGGGAUCAAUGCAGAGUUCGGCAUCGUGAAAGAGGAGUGGUCAAUGGACGAAUGCGAAAGUUGUGCCGAAGUCAAAGACACCGCCCGCAACUAA
Messenger RNA from Mollisia scopiformis, 1164 nucleotides. RefSeq lists its product as uncharacterized. NCBI's taxonomy places the organism in Eukaryota, Fungi, Ascomycota, Leotiomycetes, Helotiales, Mollisiaceae. The transcript has 2 exons. Bases 1 to 1164 code for a protein of 387 amino acids. The record is from RefSeq and is a predicted model, not a curated record.